GGGCCACCUGGAGGCCGCAGGCCACUGCUGUGUUCUGAGAGAUGCGUCCGACUUCGCGAGCCCGGCGGACGUCGCAGACCUCCUGGAGGCCCAGCACUUCGAGGGGGCGCUGGCUCUGCAUCUGCACCGGAGCGGCCGCCUCCUGCAAGGUCACGGGGUCCCUUUCGGGGUCAUCUUUGGCGGCACGGAUGUAAACGAAGACGCCGGCCAGGAAGAGAAGAAGGAAGUGAUGGGGAGAGUGCUCCAGGAGGCCAGGUUUGCGGUGGCGUUCACAGACUCGAUGAAGGAGACGGUGCUGACGCAGUGGCCGCACGCUAAGGGCAAGAUCUAUGUGCAGAGUCAAGGAAUUGCAACAACGCCAAAUGCCGCCUUCGACUGGAACAGCUUCCUAGAGCGUGCAGAGAUCCACCAGAGCACUGAGAACCUGCACGUGUUCCUCCUUGUGUGUGGGCUCCGGCGCGUGAAGGACCCUGUGUACCUGCUGGACGCAUUUUCAGAAUGGCACCAAGAAGAGCCCAACGUUUACAUGGUGAUUGUGGGUCCGGAAGGCCCGCGGGGUGCGGCUGCUCGGAGAGAUGCCGCAGGGGGACCUGCAUGCGGCCCUGAGGCGCUGCUGCGCACUGGUGAACAGCUCCGUGUCGGAGGGCAUGUCGGCCGCCAUCCUGGAGGCCAUGGAUCUGGAGGUCCCCGUGCUGGCCAGGAACAUUCCCGGGAACGCCGCUGUGGUGACGCAUGGAGUCACGGGGCUGCUGUUUGCAGACCCACAGGAGUUCGUGUGCCUGGCCAAGAGACUAGUGCGUGACCCUGUGCUGGAGAAAGCGCUUGUGGCCAACGGAAGGGACUACGUGAGCAGGCGGCACUCCUGGGCAGUGGAGAGAGACACCUACCAGCACCUCGUUGAGAAGCUCGAGGGGCACGUGGAGGAGUGAGGGGGCCAUGCGGGCAGCCCCUGGGGACAGCGAGUCCACGCCCUCCCUCCUGUGCACACCUGCACCCUGGAGGUGUCAGCCUAGCCUGCUGCUGGAGGUGCUCGGGCUGGGCCAGGCGGGUGGGAGCCGCUUCACUUCUGGGGAGACCUGGGCUACUGUAGCUCAGACCCCGGCCCUGUCUCUGGGUGACCGGCACCCACCAUGCCAGCUCCAUCAGCAGAAGCCGCACUCGGGGAGAGGCUGCAGAGGGGAACCACGGACAAGUGCCCCGCAGGUCACCGACCUCAGCCUUGUGGAGGGCCGAGCGCGGCACUCCAGGGGACGCUGGUCCUGUGAGUGGCGAGUGCCGUGGCCCCUGCCUCUCGAGAUUCAGGGCUGGCAGGGGAAGUGCCCUGGUACCGGUUUUGUUCAGACUCGGGGAGCCGGGAGAGGCGAGGCCCAGGGCACCCUUCCAUGGGGCGACUUCUUGCUUCUACCUCAUUCUGACAACGCAGCAGAACCAGCAUCUUGCUUUUAGAGGAGCAGCCUCCAGUCACCCCUGGAUCUUGGAUGUCUUGGGGAGCAGGCACUCUGGAUUCCAUACCAUGCAGCCCUCGUCCUGCACUGGGGUUGGGGAUGGUUGCCUUCCAGGAAGGUGAGCACAGGCCUCACUCCUCCUGGCAGGGUGAUGCUCCUUCCUCUCGUGGCUUCAGGGCUGGCACAGGAGGGAGGCACAGGGCCUCGGUCCUAGGAGGUGGCUCCUGAGUCUGGAGUCGCCAAGGCCACCCUAAGAGGAGCUGCUGCUAAGCCAGUGUCACUGGGACCCCACCCCCAUGCUGCUGUUGUUUAUCUCCCAGAGGACGGGACAGCGGCUGAGCUCACCAUGCCUGGCGGCAUUGCUGGCUGCCUCCUUUAUGAAACCUGCACAUGCCCAGUGCAGUCCCUGGAAGCGCAGGGUGGAGGUGAAUAAAGGGUGUCUCUGUGCGCUCAUAGAA
Messenger RNA from Chinchilla lanigera (long-tailed chinchilla), 1903 nucleotides. RefSeq names its product glycosyltransferase 1 domain containing 1 (gene Glt1d1). Gene Ontology annotation, molecular function: glycosyltransferase activity. Lineage: Eukaryota; Metazoa; Chordata; Mammalia; Rodentia; Chinchillidae. The record is from RefSeq and is a predicted model, not a curated record.